AUGGAAAAUGCAUCAGUGGUGACAUCAUUCGUACUGAUACCCUAUUAUGAAAUGGAGGACCUGAAAUACCUAUACUUUGCAACAUUCCUCCUGUUGUACUUGAUCACUGUUGUCCUAAACUUUGUUCUUAUUGCAGUAAUUUGUGUUGACAGAGCUCUGCAUGAACCAAUGUAUAUAUUUUUGUGCAACAUGGCAUUUAAUGGAGUGAUUGAGAGCUCAAGUUUGUUACCCUCCCUUCUGAGUAAUUUGCUGUCACAAUCUCAUGAGGUUUCUCUAAUCUGUUGUCAAGCACAGAGCUUUUCUUUACAUACAUCUACUUCUGCUGAAUAUACUAUUUUAACAGUGAUGGGUUACGACAGGUAUGUUGCUAUUUGCUACCCCCUGCAGUAUCACAGCAUUAUGUCUCUUUCAAAAGUGUACAAACUUAUCGCAUUCUCCAGGUUGUAUUCCCUUAUUGGAUUUACCUUAUUAUUUAUCAUGACUAUACAACUGAAAUAUUGUAAAAACAUAAUAGAUGAGCUGUACUGCACGAAUCAUUCACUACUGAAGCUCUCCUGUACAGAUACAUCCAUUGAGAACUUUUUUGGAGGACUUUCAAUUGUUUUGUUUAUAUCUCCACAGGUAAUACUAAUCCUUUACUCAUAUGCACAUAUUCUCAGAGUCUGCUUACGGUCUUCCAAAGAAUCACAAAUGAAAGCACUGAAAACAUGUACUCCUCACCUAUUAACAAUGAUGAAUUAUUCUUUUGGAUGCUUAUUUCAAUUGUCUCAAAGUAGGUUCAACAUGAGCCAUGUUAAUUACAGAUUUCGCAGAUUUAUGUCCCUUUACUUUUUGAUAAUUCCUCCUGUGAUAAAUCCAGCCAUCUAUGGAAUGAACAUUCAAUCCAUUAGAUGUGUGCUCAGUCCCCUGUUGUACUCCUUGUUCACCCACGACUGCAAGGCCACACACAGCUCGAACACUGCAAUAAAGUUUGCUGACGACACCACCAUCAUUGGCUGCAUCACAGAUGGAGACAAGUCUGCCUAUAGAGCAGAGGUGAGAGCCCUGACAUCAUGGUGUCAGGACAACAACCUCCUGCUCAACGUCAGCAAGAUCAAGGAGCUGAUCGUCGACUACAGGGGGCUGCAGGCACAUCAAGGGAACAGCAGUGGAGAGGGUGUGGUCAUGGAGGCAGCGAGGCAGCGACUCUUCUUCCUCCGACGGCUAAGGAGGUUCGGCAUGGACUCCAGGAUACUCACCAACUUCUACAGGUGCACCAUCGAGAGUAUCCUGACUGGCAGCAUCACGGCCUGGUACGGCAGCUGCACUGUCCUCGACCGCAAAGCUCUGCAGAGGGUGGUCAGAUUAGCACAACGCAUCACCAGGACUGAGCUGCCAGCCAUCCAGGACCUCUACAGCCAGCGCUGCAGGAGGAAAGCACAGCGAAUUCUCUCUGACCACAGCCAUUCCACCCACAGUCUUUUCAUGCUCCUGCCGUCUGGCAGGCGGUACAGGAGCAUCCGGAACCGAACCAGCAGGUUCAGAGACAGCUUUUACCAGCAAGCCAUCAGGCUUCUGAACUGCUGA
This is a messenger RNA of Megalops cyprinoides (Indo-Pacific tarpon), 1566 nucleotides long. RefSeq names its product olfactory receptor 1509-like. Gene Ontology annotation, cellular component: membrane. The record is from RefSeq and is a predicted model, not a curated record. Gene Ontology annotation, biological process: G protein-coupled receptor signaling pathway. NCBI's taxonomy places the organism in Eukaryota, Metazoa, Chordata, Actinopteri, Elopiformes, Megalopidae. The transcript has 3 exons. Bases 1 to 1566 code for a protein of 521 amino acids. Gene Ontology annotation, molecular function: 2-oxoglutarate-dependent dioxygenase activity; methyltransferase activity; olfactory receptor activity.